AUGAUGCGCGGUAAACGUUUCACUCGACCGCAGGCCACAACACACUCCAUCUUCGCCAUCACCACCUACCAAUCUGCACGGUUCUCAUCCGGCCUGUACGUGAAUCUAUUUAUGAAACGCAGAGCAGCCGGACAAAUCGUACGCGACUGGAUUCGCGGUCCAACUCUGUCAAUGUACGAAAGUCUCCAUACUGUGUUCGCCACAGUCUCCAGUUGUCAGCCAAUCGCCCCGUCUCCUCCAUAG
Echinostoma caproni is the source of this 243-nucleotide messenger RNA. Lineage: Eukaryota; Metazoa; Platyhelminthes; Trematoda; Plagiorchiida; Echinostomatidae. The record is from the annotation of a GenBank genome assembly.